UUAACCACUUGCCCUCUGCCCACUGGCUCUGGGCAAAACGACGAGCGGGUGGCCGUUUAUAAAAGGCCUCUGCAUUCACUGCCUGUGCGUGCUCCCUGGAAGUGCGCGGCACCACAAUCCGGUGCCCGCUUUGAGGAACACCUCUGUGUGAGGUCCCGAUCAUGUGAUCACUGAUUGGCCAAUCAGUGAUCACAUGAAUAGUAGUAUGCAAGAUGUCACUUGCUGACAUCAUUGCUUACUACUAGUGAAAUCUGUGAAUGAUCACAGAGGUCACAUGGUACAAGGC
Messenger RNA from Staurois parvus, 286 nucleotides. The record is from the annotation of a GenBank genome assembly. Lineage: Eukaryota; Metazoa; Chordata; Amphibia; Anura; Ranidae.